CAAUUAUGGUACCUCUCGUCGCAGAAGAGAGAGAAAGUAAGAGAGAGAAAGAGAGAGAGAUAAAGGGGGGGUACCGGAAGAGGAGUUGCGUACCAACAAGACGCGCGCAAAGCGGUUUCCGGGGCUUUGUCGAACGGCGUUUGCUUCCCCCCCCUCCACGUUGAUUCCUUCGUCGGAGCAGCCAGCAAGCUCUUAGUGAGAGGAAGAGGGUCUCCGAGCUCGUAACGGUUGCAGGAGUGGGAGACGAGAGACAAGAGGAGGUAGAGUCCGGCGGUUUUUGCGUUACGGGUCAUUGAUUGUCGCUUUUCGGAGCUUGACGGUUCAUCUUCCGAGAGAUUACUGCUCCAUUACUGAGUGGAUUUGGUGGUAUAUAAUGGGGCGUUGCCGCCGCGGGUACAGGGGUUGCUAGUUGGGGCUAUUGCGGCGGUCUGGUGGAGCUGUUUUUAAGCCGUUGACUCUGGGGGUAGGCUUCAAUGAUGGCGAAUCGAGCUGAAGGUCCUGCGGAGGACGAUCUGUAUGCGGAGCUAUGGAAGGCCUGCGCGGGUCCACUGGUUGACGUUCCUCGCCAAGGAGAGAGGGUCUACUACUUCCCCCAAGGUCACAUGGAGCAAUUGGAGGCUUCAACAAAUCAGGAACUCAAUCAGAGCCUUCCUCUCUUUGGCCUUCCCUCCAAAAUUCUUUGUCAUGUUAUGCACGUUCAGCUGCUGGCCGAGCAAGAAACGGAUGAGGUAUAUGCCCAAAUUACUCUUAUUCCUGACUCAGAGCAAGUUGAACCUACAAGUCCUGAUGAAUGUCUUCCCGAGACUCCCAGACCGAAAAUUCACUCCUUUUGCAAGGUUUUGACCGCGUCUGACACUAGUACUCAUGGUGGAUUUUCCGUUCUCAGGAAACAUGCAACUGAAUGUCUUCCUCCGCUGGACAUGACCCAAGCAACCCCGACUCAAGAGUUGGCUGCAAAAGAUCUUCAUGGUUAUGAAUGGAAAUUCAAGCAUAUAUACAGAGGUCAGCCGCGAAGGCAUCUGCUUACUACAGGAUGGAGUACAUUUGUCACUUCCAAGAGAUUGAUUGCUGGUGAUUCCUUUGUAUUCCUCAGGGGAGAAAAUGGAGAGUUACGAGUUGGGGUGAGGCGCCUUGCUCGUCAGCAGGGCUCCAUGCCUUCAUCAGUGAUAUCAAGCCAGAGCAUGCACCUCGGAGUUCUUGCAACUGCCUCACAUUCUGUUAAAACUCAAACCCUUUUCGUUGUAUACUAUAAGCCGAGGACGAGUCAGUUCAUCAUUAGCUUGAACAAGUAUAUAGAGGCUAUUAAAAACAGCUUUACAGUUGGCAUGAGAUUCAAGAUGAGAUUUGAGGGCGAGGAUUCCCCUGAGAGAAGAUUUUCUGGUACGAUAAUAGGGGUGGAAGAUCUUUCUCCUCAUUGGGUUGAUUCAAGAUGGCGGUCUCUGAAAGUUCAAUGGGAUGAACAUGCGUCAAUCCCCAGACCAGAUAGAGUUUCUCCUUGGGAAAUUGAACACUUUGUACCCUCUGUACCUGCCAGCUUAACUCAACCGACAGAAUCGAAGAACAAGAGGCCUCGACCACCCUCUGAAGUUCCACCCCUGGAUACUACAACUACACCGGCCCUCUGGAAUUCUGGUUUGAGACAUUCCAGUGAUGAGGAGAAGAGAACUGAGAAUUAUUUCAUGUGGAAUCACAAGCAGCAGAUGGAUAUUAAUGUAAAUAGCAACUCUCCUGUGACAAGGGUGCAAACUGAGGGGCCCUGGCUUUCUUCUCCCCGCUUUAGUGUUUCUCAGCGCUUGUCCCAGGACAUGUCUGAGGAUAGCAAAUCUGCCACUGCUCGUUCUGUCAUCUCGGGCUACCCAGCAACUCAACCCAGUAAGUUGCAUAAUGGACAGUUGCCAAGCCCUGUUGAAGAAGGGAAAAAAGUUGUAGAGAGAACUACUAGCUGCAGAUUGUUUGGUAUAGAACUGAUUAGUCACUCCACAAGCUUGCCACUGGUAGAAAAGCCACCUGUACAACUCUCUGUUUCUAGUGGAACCACUGAGGGACAUGUCCAUAGCAUCUCUUCAGCUGCAGAGUCUGACCCAAAGUCCGAUUUUCCUAAGGGUUCCAAAGAAAAUAAAAAAGUGCAGCUACCGAUCCUGGGAAAGGAUCCUCAAGCAAAGCAAACUUCUGCAUCUAUGAGAAGUCGCACGAAGGUUCAAAUGCAAGGGAUUGCUGUUGGUCGUGCGGUGGACUUGACCACACUUGAAGGGUACAAUCAGCUCAUAGAUGAGCUCGAAGAGAUGUUCGAGAUCAAGGGGCAGCUCCGCCCCCGAAAUAAGUGGGAAAUUGUCUUCACUGAUGAUGAAGGGGAUAUGAUGCUUUUGGGCGACGAUCCAUGGCUGGAAUUCUGUAAUAUGGUGAGGCGAAUUUUCAUAUGUUCGAGCCAGGAUGUAAAGAAGAUGGGCUCCGGGACGAAGCUCCCUGUGUCCCCAGUAGAAGGUGAAGGGACCAUGAUAAGCUCGGACACUGCUGAAAACUGAUCCGACAGGACUCGCCAUUCGGUUUUUUGCUAGUCAUCUUUACUUUUGCGCUGUUAGUUGUCUGUUGUUCUAGGAGGGCAUGUCUGUUUAAAUUUUGUGUCAUCUAUCGAGAAAGGAUUCUCUUCUCAUCAUUAGUUUGACAGAUCAGAGACUUGGAUAUUUUGUAAUAUGAGCUCAUUUUUAAGAGCUAACCUUGUAAACCGGUCGUAGGGUCGUGUUGGCAUUUUAGUUGGGGAAGUCGGGGAGGGCAAGUCGGAACUUAGAAUCUGUGAAUAUUUUGGUUGCUGUCAAGGGUGGGAACGGAAGGGUGUGGGGUUUUAGUUGGUCUCAAUGUAAAUAUGGUUUUUUAUGGACAAUGUAACGACGGUCGUCAGUGAGUGGAAAUUGCAAUGCA
This is a messenger RNA of Punica granatum (pomegranate), 2916 nucleotides long. NCBI's taxonomy places the organism in Eukaryota, Viridiplantae, Streptophyta, Magnoliopsida, Myrtales, Lythraceae. The record is from RefSeq and is a predicted model, not a curated record.